AUGGGUUCGGAGCCGGAGGCCUCCACUCCGCCACGACCCGAAGCCACCCCCCAGAAGGAGGCCGCCAAACCCGCUGCAGCGACGGAUGCAGCGGCAGCAGCUCCGGACGUCGAGGCCGGGCCCUCACUAGUUGAGCCAGCAGCUGAGGGGGCUGCUGCCAUGGCGGAGACUGCAGCGCCAGAGGCAGCAGGGGCAGCGGAGAUCACGGCUCCGGAGGCCGCGGAGGCGGCGGCACCGGAGGCAGCGGCACUGGAGGGAGCAGAGGCGGCGGCACCGGGGGUCGCGGAAGUUGCCAGCAGCGCCGCUCCACCGGCGGAGGAGGAGGAAGAAACAGAGGUGGUGCUGGGAAGGCGCUCCUCCCAAGCACGGCAGAGAUCCCUCUCCCCCGGCUCAUAG
Molecule: messenger RNA, 396 nt
Organism: Panicum hallii
Lineage: Eukaryota; Viridiplantae; Streptophyta; Magnoliopsida; Poales; Poaceae
Product: testis-specific gene A8 protein-like
Exons: 1
Coding region: 1-396 (131 amino acids)
Source: RefSeq, a predicted model, not a curated record